AUGUUGUAUUAAUUUGAGGUUAAAUGUUCUGUAGCCGUUGAUGAUAAAUAAUAAUAAAGACGAUAUUUUUCAACAACUGUUUGAAUUGAAAAUUUGUCGAACUUAACACAUCAACAAUUUCAAAUUAUGUCUAAUAAAAAGAGAGAUAACCAAGUACCUGCGGAGGAGAGUGAUCAACUCUUAAUAAGACCUCUAGGAGCAGGCCAGGAAGUUGGAAGAUCCUGCAUCAUGGUUGAAUUCAAAGGCAAAAAAAUAAUGCUUGAUUGCGGUAUUCACCCUGGUCUAUCAGGAAUGGAUGCUCUUCCAUUUGUUGAUUUGAUUGAAGCAGAUGAAAUCGAUUUGCUUUUAAUUUCACAUUUCCAUUUGGAUCAUUGUGGAGCUUUGCCCUGGUUUUUACUUAAAACAAAUUUCAAAGGGCGUUGCUUUAUGACACAUGCUACUAAAGCCAUUUAUCGAUGGUUACUUUCGGAUUACAUAAAAGUUAGUAAUAUAGCUACCGAACAAAUGCUUUAUACUGAAGCAGACUUAGAAGCAAGUAUGGAUAAAAUUGAAACAAUAAAUUUCCAUGAGGAAAAAGAAAUUUUAGGUAUCAAAUUUUGGGCAUACAAUGCUGGUCAUGUUUUAGGAGCAGCUAUGUUCAUGCUAGAAAUUGCUGGUAUUAAGAUUUUGUAUACUGGAGAUUUUUCUAGGCAAGAAGAUAGGCAUUUGAUGGCAGCAGAAAUACCAACUGUACAUCCUGAUGUUCUCAUAACAGAAUCAACAUAUGGUACCCAUAUACAUGAAAAAAGAGAAGAACGAGAAGGAAGAUUCACUAAUCUGGUUCAUGAUAUUGUAAAUAGAGGUGGACGUUGCCUUAUCCCUGUAUUUGCACUGGGAAGAGCACAAGAAUUACUACUAAUUUUAGAUGAAUACUGGACCCAACACCCAGAGCUACAUGAUAUUCCUAUUUAUUAUGCAUCUUCUUUAGCAAAGAAAUGUAUGGCGGUUUACCAAACUUAUAUCAAUGCUAUGAACGAUAAAAUUAAAAGACAAAUUGCUGUCAACAAUCCAUUUGUGUUUAAACAUAUAUCUAACUUAAAGGGCAUUGAUCACUUUGAGGAUGUAGGUCCAUGUGUGAUAAUGGCUUCUCCAGGUAUGAUGCAGAGUGGGUUGUCAAGGGAAUUAUUCGAAUCAUGGUGCACGGAUCCCAAAAAUGGUGUUAUUAUUGCUGGUUAUUGUGUAGAAGGAACAUUGGCAAAAACUAUUCUUUCCGAACCAGAAGAAAUAACCACCAUGUUAGGUCAGAAGUUGCCAUUGAAAAUGUCUGUAGAUUAUAUAUCAUUCUCGGCUCACACGGAUUACCAGCAAACAAGUGAAUUUAUAAGGAUAUUGAAGCCUCUACAUGUGGUGCUAGUCCAUGGUGAACAAAAUGAAAUGAGCCGACUCAAAGCUGCCUUGGUUAGAGAAUACGAGGAUGACCCCAAUACAACAAUUCAUAUACACAAUCCUAGAAAUACCCAUUCCGUAGAACUGGCAUUCAGAGGAGAAAAGACAGCUAAAGUUAUGGGAUCGCUGGCUGUUGAAGAGCCGCAGGUUGGCAAAAACCUUUCUGGCAUUCUAGUCAAACGGAACUUCAAUUACCACAUUUUAUCAGCAGAGGAUUUGCCAAAAUAUACGGAUAUGAGUAUGAGCCAAAUUCUUCAGAGGCAAAGUAUACAUUACUCUGGGAACAUGUCAGUUCUUAGACAUUUUAUUUCACAAGUGGCAGGACUUUUAGAAUCGGUGGAUGAGAAGAAAUUGAAAGCUUUUGGGGCAGUUGAGAUAAUCUUCGAAGGAAAAAUUGUUACCCUGGAGUGGCUAGCAAAUCCAAUCAAUGAUAUGUACGCUGAUGCAAUUGUAGCUGCAAUAUUACAAGCUGAUCUUUUAGAAGCGCCUAUCAAGAACUUGGCUACAAAUGUAAAGGUCGAUAGGAUGCAUUUUAAGGAAUGCCUUAUAGAAAUGCUGCAAGACAUGUUUGGAGAGGAUUCAGUUCCAAAAAUCUUCAAAGGUGAAAAGUUAUAUGUUGCUGUGAAUGACAAGAGAGCAGAUAUUGACUUGUCAACCUUAAAAGUUGAAUGCCCAGACGAUGAAACAUUCCAACAAAUAGUACAAACAGCGGUGUCUAAGCUAUAUCAAUCCUUAGCUCCUCCACAGGUGGAGUAAACAAUUCUUUCAAUCCCUUAGAAUGUUAUAAGUUCUCUGCUAAGCAGGGUAAUGUAUACCUUAUGGGUAUUGACAAAUGAAAUAAUCAACAUUCUAUCUUCAUGUAAUUGUUAUAUUCGGCAACAUAAUUCAUUUUGUUAGUUAUGGAAAGCUGUCCACUUUUUAAACAUUUAUGCAAGGUUUCUAAAUUACUGAUUUUUUCGUUCAACACUAAUAAAAAAAAAAAAUAUGUGCCCGAAAGUAUAAAUUGAUGUAUGCAGUGUAAAUAACUUUUUCAAAGUAAGAUAUUCGAAUGAUCAAUUUAAAAUCUCAUAUUUUUCAACUUAACACUUAUUGAUAACAAAAAUUGUGGAGAAAUUUGCAUAAAAUCAAGUAAGAAUUACAUUUUUGAAGAAACUUUGCAAAAAUUGUUAUUGUUAUAUCUGUAAUUAGCAUUGCAUAAUUUGGUGAAACAUUUAAAGACAGUAAAUGUUUUGCUUUAUUUUAUCAUUGUAAAUAUAAAAAUAUUUCGUACAAUAAGUUCUUUAUAAAAAUUAUUUUAUCUUAAAAAUAUUGCAAUAAGAACUUUUGUAUUCUAUUUAAAUUGACAAAUAAAAUAAUUGAAAAUAAAAAUUUUCAUU
Messenger RNA from Harmonia axyridis, 2801 nucleotides. It is a transcript of the gene Cpsf73, whose product is annotated as cleavage and polyadenylation specificity factor 73. Bases 127 to 2181 code for a protein of 684 amino acids. Gene Ontology annotation, molecular function: 5'-3' exonuclease activity; RNA binding; RNA endonuclease activity. The record is from RefSeq and is a predicted model, not a curated record. Gene Ontology annotation, biological process: mRNA 3'-end processing by stem-loop binding and cleavage. The transcript has 14 exons. Gene Ontology annotation, cellular component: mRNA cleavage and polyadenylation specificity factor complex. Lineage: Eukaryota; Metazoa; Arthropoda; Insecta; Coleoptera; Coccinellidae.